AAUCCGCCCCCAAAUAUGGACAGACACGAAGGAAUGAAAUAUGGUGGAGAGGCGAACAUGGAGGACCGCGCGGACGCCGCUGGACCGUUUUUAGGGGGCCAGUAGCGGAAGAAAGUGGAUGUUCCUCCCGCGGGACUGUUUCAGCGGAGGACCUCGGUGGAAACUCGCCGUUUUCGCGUUUCCUUUCCCCAUCGCGUCGAGGUGGAGUCGCUUUUGUAAUGCAGUGAAGACCGACGACUUUUCUUUUUUUUCUGGGGUAUAACAAAAAAAAAAAAAAAAAAAAAAAAGCAGGGCAAGGGGGGCUUCUGCCCGACUCGCCGUGUCGACGCUAUGCCGUGGGUCAGCGGCGGUAAGCGGAGGGAGAGCUCGGAGCUGCCGCUGCCCGCGGGCUGGGAGGAAGCCCGGGAUUACGACGGGAGAGUGUUUUAUAUCGACCACAACACCCGGCAAACUUCGUGGAUUGACCCCAGAGAUAGGAUUACGAAACCGCUAACGUUUGCCGACUGUGUUGGAGAUGAGCUGCCUCUGGGGUGGGAGGAGGUUUACGACCAACAAGUGGGAGUUUACUACAUCGACCACAUCAACAAAACCACCCAGAUUGAGAACCCGCGGACACAAUGGCGGCAGGAGCAGGAGCGCAUGUUGAAGGAGUACCUGGUGGUGGCCCAGGAGGCCCUCACCGCCAAGAAGGAGAUGUACCUGAUCAAGCAGCAGCGACUGGAGCUGGCUCAGCAGGAAAUGCUGCGAUUGGACGAGCUUUCUGGAGACACCCACUCCAUCACCAGCAGUAAGGAUCGUCAAGGUUAUGCAAGACGGGACGGAGGGGAGAGAAAAGAAUAUAUCCCAUCUUUUUCCGGCUCGUCUGCAACUUCGAAAUACGACCCUGAUCAAAUCAAAAUGGAAAUAGCCUGCAAACGAGAGCGGCUCUCCAGACUGAAGCAGGAGCUGGCCCAGGUGAAGCAGGAGCUGCAGUAUAAGGAAAUGGGAGUGGAGACCCUGCAGGAGAUUGAUAGGAAGAUGUCCUGCAGUCAGACGAACUACAAGCUGGACGAGGCUCAGGCCAUCUUCAACGAGCUGCGCAGCAUCAAGAAGUCCAUCAGCACAGGCGAGAAGGAGAGGCAGGACCUCAUCCAGAGCCUGGCUAAGCUGACUGUCCACUUCCAGACCAGCCUGUCUGUCAGCGACGCAGCCGGCGAGGCGGCGGACAGCACCGCCACCGCCGGCGACCAGUGCUAUCCGCAGCAGUACUGCGACACCGGCUGCCAGACGGACAUCAUGGGAGAGUACGGUUCCCAAGCUCCAUCCCAUUUGGUGGACAAAGUCAAACUCAACUGGCAGUACGAAGAAGCCAAGAAGAAGGUGCAGAGCAUCCAGCACCAACUCGCUCAGCUCGACAGCGAGAGCUGGUCGGGCCGCGCCGAGGCGGACCGCGACAGGGACUUCCUGCAGCUCCUGCGCGAGAAGGAGGCCCUCCUGCAGGAGCUCAUCCUGGUCAGCAAGAAGCCACAGGCAGCGGAGAAGCAGCAGCAGCUGGAGGAGGAGCGCUCCAGGCUGGAGGAGGAGGUGCAGAAAGCCCACAGCUCCCAGAGCCAGGGAGCCAAUCAGAGGUUGCUGCAGCAGGAGAAGAGGAACGACCUGCUCAGGCAGCUGCAGGAGGCCACGCGCAUCACCACCUACCUUCAUUCCCAGCUGAAGAGCCUGUCUGCCAGUUCUCUGACGGUGUCCUCCAGCAGCAGCCGCGGCUCUCUGGCCUCCAGCCGAGGCUCCUUGGCGUCCAGCCGCGGCUCCCUCAGCUCCAUCAGCUUCAGCGACAUCUACGGCGUGCCGCAGUACGAGCGCCACGAAGGGGCGGCGGAGGCUCUCGACCCACACCUCCGAUACCUGCUGCCCCCGGAGAGCGCGUCCAGGGACUGCUCGGUCUUCAACCCCGAACACAUGACGCAGAGCAAGAGCAAGCGCUCUCACGACACCCCGCAGUCCCUGGCCUCCCUCUCCUCCCGCUCCUCGCUCUCGUCCCUGUCUCCGCCCAGCUCGCCCAUGGACACGCCAUACCACUUGGCGCCUCAGGACUGCCCCCUCACCCAGAUGACUGAGGAGUACAUGGAGCAGGCGGGGCGCAGCCUGCUGGAGGGGCUGCGGGCGCAAACCGUGUCGCACGGCGUCCUGAUGGGCGGCGAGGACACGGUGAGCCCCGCCGCGCUGCACCAGCUGGACAGCAAGAGCCAGAGAGAAGGCGGGGCUCAGACGGCCUUCACCUCCACAGGGGUGACGCUGCGGGGCAACAGCGCCAACCGGAGCGGCAGGAGAGCCAGGCGAGUCUCGGCGGGGGUUUCCGAGGACGCUCUGGCCACGGACAGCGGCGUGUUCGAGGCGUGGGGUAAAAGGCCAGAGGAGUAUGACGAGGUUUCGUACGCCAAAGAGGCGUCCGCUGCAAGCGAGCCCACCCAGAUCCAGCUAGGACUGCUGUGGGAAUCCGCCUCUCAGUCUCUGCGGCUGCAUGUGCUGCAGCUGAAGAGUCUGAACUGUUCGAAUGUGAGAGAAAGCUAUAAAGUGUAUGUGAAGGUCCACUUGAUUCCCCUGGACGCCAGCAGGGCCUGUGCGUUCUACUGUUGCACCGCGUUGGAGCCGCGGAGCCAGAUGACUUUCAACGAAGGCUUCCGCAUCCCCGUCCCCGCCAACGCCCUGGCGGUGUGCGCCCUGCAGCUGUCGGUCUGCUCGCUGGGCCCUCAGGCUCAGGAGGAGCUCCUGGGCACGGCCAAGCUGAGCCUGGCGGACUGCGAGGGAAGCGCCGACAUGGUUUACCACUGGCUGCGAGUCCAGAUGCUGACCGACUCGCAGAAGGCCCUCUACAGCCGCCGGACCCACGACAGCCAGGAGGACGAGGCGCGGCCCAGAGCCACGGACGCUGUUGGCAACUUGCCGUCGCGCUCCUCCACCUCCACCCAUCCGGAGGAGCUGGAGCUGCAGCGGUCGGAGAAGGACGUGCGUGGAAAGGCGACGCCUGACAGGGGUCAGCAGGCAGAGUCUGUGGACAGCGGCUGCAGCACCAGCGCAGCGGUUCCAACUUUUUACUCGGAGGGUUUGUGCACUGAGGGCGUCUACCUCUCCACCGGGGGGCGCAGCGAUCAGACUCCCAGCAGACACUUUACAGCAAAGGUCGAGAAGGCCACCAUGACGGAGUCGCCGUUCCCAGAGCCGGUUUGGGUCCGACCCAAAGAGAGGGGGGGUCGCUGGGGUCACGGGUCCCCUUUCAUGCGGGGCGGCACCCUUGUUCGCUCCCAGACCUUCUCGCCCGGCGCACAGAGUCACUACGUCUGCAGGUUGUAUCGCAGUGACAGCGACAGCUCCACUUUACCAAAGAAGUUGCCUUUUGUCAGAAACACCAUGGAGAGAAGAACACUGCGAUACAAGCAGCAGCCGUCGUACCGCUCCUCAUUGGCUGAGCAGCCGACGCGGACCUCGCUGGACCUGGAGCUGGACCUCCAGGCCUGCAGGACGCGUCUGCGGCAGCUGAUGGAGGAGCUGAGUGCCCUGAGGGAACUCAAGCUGCGGCUGGAGGAGCCGCAGGCCAGCGACGCCGAGGAGCUGCCCACCUGGGCCCUGAGGGACGAGCGCUUCCGCUGCCUGCUCAGAGAGGCCCAGAGACAGGCCAACCAGAGCAAGCAGGAGCAGCGUCAGGAGGAGGCAGCGGAGAGGAGGCUGAGGAAGGCUUCCAAAGAGGUUCUGCAGAUGAGAGGGCAGAACCAGAAGGAACCCCUGCCGGUGCAGACAUUCAGAGAGAAGAUGGCUUUUUUCACCAGACCAAGGUUCAACAUACCUCCUUUGCCAGCUGAUGAUGUAUGAGGGCUCACCUCUGUUUUUUGUGACUAAACAUGAAGUAUUUGUCCUUUUUUUGGUUUUGUUUUUUUUUUCCCCUCUGGGCUCAUGAAGUACAGAACUGUUUCUGUUGACGAUACCAGACAUGUGACCUGCAGAUGAAGACCUGAAUGUUUUUUACAUUGUCAGAAGCCUUUGUGUGCCUUUUUCUUUUUUGUUUUUUUACAAACACCACACAGUUCUUGACGACACGGUUGUAUAAUUCCUUUUUUUUUUUUCACGGGGGAGACGACGAUUUUCAGACCUUGUUUCUGUCUGACCCUACUUCGGUUUGUGCUUACAAAAGGCUGGAAGACGGGAACAAAAGUCUGUUUGGACAAAUUCACUGUACUGUAACUUAUUUUAUAGUACUUUUUUUUUUCUUUUUUUUCCUUGAAGGAAAUAAAAUGCUUCCUGCUUAUUAAAUGUAUUUUGUAGUAUUUGAACAAAUAGCACUUCAUUGUUUUUACAACCAUUAAAAUUAAACUAUUGCCUGAUAUUUGUUUCUGUUAAAUCUUGAGAGAUAUUUACAUAAUAAAAUGACUGUGUAACCAACUUUUGUUACAGAUGUCAUUAUUUUGUCCUUAAAAUUAAUAUUUCAUGUGCCUUUCAAAAUAUAUGAGACUGUAUUCAAAUUUUCUUUUUAAAUUGCAUGAACAUUUUCAGUGAAGAUAAAAGCCCAUUAAUCUGCAUGUCAACACCUGCUGUGGUGUAUUUCAGGUGCAGGAGUUUUUAUUUGUUCGCCGUAAACCUGCGCUGGGAUGAACAACACCUAUUCUGCCGACGCAGACGUUUUUAUUUUAUUUUUUUUUUUUGGCUUCAAAUGUGUCACACGGCGUUACAUGCAGAUUCGUCUCAAACCGCACACGGGUUUUGAUGACCCCGUUUUGAGUGCAUUUCUGCCGAUUCUUGAGAAGUCGUACCGCACAGCUGCGUCAGCUGCUUAUCUCCUCAUGACUUCCUGUCGAGGCGUUUUUCUACGCGAGCCGAUGAGAGAGGAGCGCCGCCGGCCCCGAGGAGGAGGAGGAGCGGCGAGACUGGAUUUCUGCUGCAUUCCUUCUGCCGUUUACAACAAAGGCGAUGUUCCCACAGCUCGCCACUUGAAGGAGAAAAAACCAAACAAAACCCGACACUCCUCCAGGUGAAGAAAAAAUGUAAUUAAAAUCCAGGCCUCUGCUUGUCUGAUCGAUGGCAACGAGGCGAGCCGACACUUUGGCUCCCAGAGAGACUAAUGUACAGCGAGGUUAGCUUUUCAUUUAAGGUUAAAAUCAAAACCAACAAAAACCCCCCCAAUGUAGACAGUAAGGUGUAAAGCAAUGGUUUAAAGAGUUUUUAAAAAAGAAGCGAUUUAUAAAAACAGCAGGUGUUCGAAGUGACGUACCAGCUGCUGAUCAGACCGAUAUGAGAUCCUAGAGUCACUUUGAGUGAAAAUACCACAAAGACAAUCGAUCUAAACACGAUUUAACUACUUUGAUACGAAACAAAAAUGAUCCCUUCUGCUGCAAAAUACAUCUUUAUAGUGAAACUUUUGUUUUUAAUCAAACAUAUUGAGAACUGGAAAAAAAAAUUUUUUUUAAAAGAAAACAUUCCUUACGUUGCAAAGCUCUGUAGGUUCUGAUGUUCCUUUAGUCGGACUAUUUGCGCUGCUUUUUUUGUUUUUGCAACAAGAAAUUUCUCCUCUUUGGAAGCAAGAGGGAAGCUUUCAGCCAGCUGACAGGCAGUGCGGGAAAUAGAAGCGCUUACAGAGAGAAAAAUCCAUACCCUAACACUAACCCUUUUCUGUCGUCUCAAAAAAAA
Xiphophorus maculatus (southern platyfish) is the source of this 5652-nucleotide messenger RNA. RefSeq names its product WWC family member 3 (gene wwc3). Gene Ontology annotation, biological process: cell migration; regulation of hippo signaling; negative regulation of organ growth. The coding region runs from base 331 to 3843 and encodes 1170 amino acids. NCBI's taxonomy places the organism in Eukaryota, Metazoa, Chordata, Actinopteri, Cyprinodontiformes, Poeciliidae. Gene Ontology annotation, cellular component: cytoplasm. The transcript has 23 exons. Gene Ontology annotation, molecular function: kinase binding; molecular adaptor activity. The record is from RefSeq and is a predicted model, not a curated record.